Molecule: messenger RNA, 427 nt
Organism: Racocetra persica
Lineage: Eukaryota; Fungi; Glomeromycota; Glomeromycetes; Diversisporales; Gigasporaceae
Source: the annotation of a GenBank genome assembly
AUGAACCCAAAAUUUCUUUUUGCAUUUAUUUUAUUGGUUACGCUUUCUGUUGCCCAUGCUAUUCGAUUAGAGAAAAGAGGCACAAAGUUUACUCAAUGUGCCGGUGAAAAAGAUUCUAAACAAGUGUCUUCUCUCCAAGUAACAGUUUCACCUGAUCCUUUGAAACUUAAACAAAAUGCUGUAUUUACUGUGUCCGGAAAAACAGAUAUUGAUAUUAAGGAUGGGGAUGGAUUCGUUUUUAUUAACUUUUUUAAUAAAAAGAAUGAGGAAAAAGGCUUCAAUUUCAUUAAAAUUCCUAAAACCAAGGCUGGCGAUUCAUUUAAAGUAAGCGGAAAAGUUUCCGUGCCAGAGUCAAAAAAAGACAUGGACACUUUAACUGUUAAAGUUUUUAAUUAUCAAGAUGAUGUUAAGAAGACACUUUUAGCCU